UGGAGGAGCCGAGGCCGCCUUUCUGCCUUGGCGGCCGGCUUUGGGGGCAGCGCCGGGGUGUCGCGGUGGGUAAUCCAGGCGAGGGCCCGCGAGGCUGCCAGGGAUGGAAGAGGGCCGUGCAGAGAGGCGACGGAGGACGGAAGCGCCUCCGUGCGCGCAGGGCAGCGCGAGGAGAGCGGGCGCCAUGACCGAUGUCCACCGACGCUUCCUCCAGCUGCUGAUGACUCACGGGGUGCUGGAGGAGUGGGGUGUGCGGCGCCUGCAGAAGCACUGCUACAGGGUCCAUGACCGCACUGCUGCCGUUGAGGAGCUGGAGGACUUCAUCAACAACAUUAACAGUGUCUUGGAGUCCUUGUAUAUUGAGAUUAAGAAAGGGGCCACCGAAGACGACGGGAGACCCGUUUACGCGCUGGUGAAUCUUGCAACGACUUCCAUUUCCAAAAUGGCGUCAGAUUUUGCGGAGAAUGAGCUGGAUCUGUUCAGAAAGGCUUUGGAACUGAUUAUUGAUUCAGAAACCGGCUUUGCAUCUUCCACAAAUAUUUUGAACCUGGUCGAUCAGCUUAAAGGCAAGAAGAUGAGGAAGAAGGAAGCAGAGCAGGUGCUGCAGAAGUUUGUGCAGAACAAGUGGCUGAUCGAGAAAGAGGGGGAGUUCACCCUGCACAGCCGGGCCAUCCUGGAGAUGGAGCAGUACAUCCGGGAGACAUACCCCGACGCUGUGAAGAUCUGCAACAUCUGCCACAGCCUCCUCAUCCAGGGCCAGAGCUGCGAGACCUGCGGCAUCAGGAUGCAUUUGCCUUGCGUGGCCAAGUACUUCCGGUCCAAUCCGGAGCCGCGCUGCCCCCACUGUAACGACUACUGGCCCCACGAGAUACCAGAAGUCUUCAACCCGGACAAGGAGCGGGAGGCCAGCACCUCCAAGCCGAACAAAAAGCCCUUGCGGUCCAGGCAGCACUAGCUGGCGCGCUGCCUUCCGGGGCCCGCGGAUGCGUCCCGUCUGGGAGAGAGGCGUCGGCAUCUCGCGUGGCACCCUCCUCCCCUUUCUGCUUUGUGCUCGCUCGUUAGCAGGUUUGGAAUAAAAGUUGCUAAUGAGUCGUG
Hyaena hyaena (striped hyena) is the source of this 1095-nucleotide messenger RNA. It is a transcript of the gene NSMCE1, whose product is annotated as NSE1 homolog, SMC5-SMC6 complex component. The record is from RefSeq and is a predicted model, not a curated record. NCBI's taxonomy places the organism in Eukaryota, Metazoa, Chordata, Mammalia, Carnivora, Hyaenidae. Gene Ontology annotation, biological process: DNA damage tolerance; double-strand break repair via homologous recombination. Gene Ontology annotation, molecular function: ubiquitin-protein transferase activity. The transcript is spliced from 8 exons. Gene Ontology annotation, cellular component: Smc5-Smc6 complex; nucleus. Bases 104 to 955 code for a protein of 283 amino acids.